CCACCCGACCCAAACCCCCACAUCCGCCUAUAUACCUCGCCUGCGCCCACCCUAUGCGCAGCUCCCAUCCCCCAAUCCCCGCCGCAUCCGACGACCACCACGGCCACCCAUGGGCGCCUGCCUCUCCUCCUCCUCCUCCCCGCCCGCGGGGGCCGCCCAGCGCCGCCCCAGGAAGCGCUCUCCCAGGGGCAAGCCCGCCGACAAGGACGGCGGGGCGGCGGAGGCCCGGGCCGCCGUGGAGUUCGGCUACGAGCGGGACUUCGACGCCAGGUACGACGUCGGCCGCCUCCUCGGCCACGGCCAGUUCGGAUACACCUUCGCCGCCACCGAGCGCCUCUCCGGGGACCGCGUCGCCGUCAAGCGCAUCGACAAGGCCAAGAUGAACCGACCUGUUGCUGUGGAAGAUGUAAAGAGAGAAGUGAAGAUUCUUAAAGCCCUUAAAGGCCACGAGAACAUUGUUAAUUUCUACAAUGCAUUUGAGGAUGAUUCAUAUGUGUAUAUUGUGAUGGAACUAUGUGAGGGUGGUGAACUAUUGGACCGGAUUUUGGCAAAGAAAAACAGCCGCUAUAGUGAGAAAGAUGCUGCGGUGGUAGUGCGGCAGAUGCUCAAAGUGGCUGCUGAGUGUCAUUUGCGUGGGUUAGUCCACCGAGAUAUGAAGCCAGAGAACUUCCUUUUCAAGUCAACCAAGGAGGACUCGCCUCUGAAGGCAACAGAUUUUGGUCUAUCAGACUUCAUAAAGCCGGGGAAGAAGUUCCGUGAUAUAGUUGGCAGUGCCUAUUAUGUUGCACCAGAAGUAUUAAAACGGCGGUCGGGGCCUGAGUCGGAUGUUUGGAGCAUAGGAGUUAUAACUUACAUUUUGCUCUGUGGGAGGCGCCCUUUUUGGGAUAAAACAGAGGAUGGUAUAUUCAAGGAAGUUCUAAGAAACAAGCCUGAUUUUCGUAAGAGGCCUUGGCCAGGCAUCAGUCCAAGUGCUAAAGAUUUUGUGAAAAAGUUGCUAGUGAAGAACCCAAGAGCGAGAUUGACAGCAGCUCAAGCUCUCUCACAUCCAUGGGUGAGAGAAGGAGGAGAUGCAUCCGAGAUCCCUGUUGAUAUAUCUGUAUUGUAUAACAUGCGCCAGUUCGUCAAGUACAGCCGCUUUAAGCAAUUUGCGCUGAGGGCUUUAGCAAGUACAGUCAAUGAGGAAGAGCUAGCGGAUCUUAAGGACCAAUUUGAUGCAAUUGAUGUUGAUAAAAGUGGAUCAAUUAGUAUCGAAGAAAUGCGGCAUGCCCUUGCUAAGGAUCUUCCUUGGAGAUUGAAGGGCCCCCGUGUACUCGAGAUUAUUCAGGCAAUCGACAGCAACACAGAUGGUCUUGUCGACUUCAAAGAGUUCGUUGCAGCAACUCUGCAUAUACAUCAGAUGGCUGAGCUGGACUCUGAACGAUGGGGCCUACGUUGCGAAGCUGCUUUCAGCAAAUUUGAUCUGGAUGGUGAUGGAUACAUCACCCCCGAUGAACUUAGAAUGCACACUGGCUUAAAGGGAUCCAUCGAGCCAUUACUGGAGGAGGCCGACAUCGACAAAGAUGGGCGGAUAAGCCUGUCCGAAUUCCGCAAGCUUCUGCGGACCGCGAGCAUGAGUAACCUCCCGAGCCCGACAGGAGUUCCAAAUCCACAGGCUUUGUGAAAAUCCAUAUAGGGAGAUGAUGAUAAGUACAUUAGUCUGAUUUUUUGUUCUCAUUCUCGCUGUUUUCUGCGUUCCGUGCGAUGUGAGGGUUUCUAAUUUUUAGCAUCCAGGUUCUGUGUGUGCAGUGUAUGGGUAGGUAAGUUCCAUGGUAAAUAUUUACGGCCAAGUGUGGAAAGCCCAGAUUGCCUUUUCUUGUACAGCGUUCUUGCUCCCACUCAUUAUGAAUGAUUUGAUGGCACGCAUUCAUCGCAAUGAUGUGAAACGGUGGAAAAAAAACAUGUGAAAUGACCUGUUAAUCCCAAAUGUAGGAUGAGGUUAUUCUUCCCUGUC
Lolium perenne is the source of this 1990-nucleotide messenger RNA. Its product is annotated as calcium-dependent protein kinase 4. The record is from RefSeq and is a predicted model, not a curated record. NCBI's taxonomy places the organism in Eukaryota, Viridiplantae, Streptophyta, Magnoliopsida, Poales, Poaceae. Gene Ontology annotation, biological process: protein phosphorylation. Gene Ontology annotation, molecular function: calcium ion binding; protein kinase activity; ATP binding.